AUGGCUGCCGUCGACGACGAAGCGUUCUUCGACCACUCGCAAGACCAUCUUUACGACUCGCCCAACUACGUCGGGUCACCAAUGACUGCAGGUUACGACUCUGUCGUAGCGGCAAUCGAAGAAACCAGUGUUAAUGCCAACGAUGCUAUUUUUAUGUUUGUGUGCCACAAGCUUGGUGGCCACCCCAGAGCCAUGGUGCGUGAAUAUACCCUGGCAAAGGGCUUGCCAACGCCCAAGGAACCAGAGCAGCAGUCGGGGAAACGAAUCGCCCAACCGGCUCCUGUGACUGCCAAAGGCUAUUGCGCGACGCUCAACGUGUUGGUUGGCCUGGAAUGCUGGCCUGGCCUUGCUGGGUCCCGGUACCGUCUGCACUUUCUGGGCUCUGAUAUUCCGUCGUCCAUGCUUGUGGGCGAUCGAAUGGACGCGUGGAAAAAUUGUCCGAAGGCGUGGGCUGGGCAUUUCAAGGUGCCAAAGGCCGAUCGACAGUAA
This is a messenger RNA of Aphanomyces astaci, 489 nucleotides long. RefSeq lists its product as hypothetical. Lineage: Eukaryota; Oomycota; Saprolegniomycetes; Saprolegniales; Verrucalvaceae. The transcript has 2 exons. The record is from RefSeq and is a predicted model, not a curated record. The coding region runs from base 1 to 489 and encodes 162 amino acids.